Gongylonema pulchrum is the source of this 216-nucleotide messenger RNA. The record is from the annotation of a GenBank genome assembly. NCBI's taxonomy places the organism in Eukaryota, Metazoa, Nematoda, Chromadorea, Rhabditida, Gongylonematidae.
AUGUUGCUAUUUGUGACUGCUCUUCCCAGCUGUUGCCCACCAGAUGCCCCCAAUGACCUGUUUGAUUUUGCAGAGGAAGUGGACAGUGCAAAAUUGGCCUCGCUGAUGUCUCUGGGCUUUGAGGAAGCAGCGGCCCGGGCAAUGCUGAUACAGUGUGGCCAUGAUGUGGAAGCAGCGGCUGCAAAAUUGUUUGCGAAGCAAUCAGCAUCCUCGUGA